Messenger RNA from Nothobranchius furzeri (turquoise killifish), 5071 nucleotides. It is a transcript of the gene tec, whose product is annotated as tec protein tyrosine kinase. Gene Ontology annotation, molecular function: non-membrane spanning protein tyrosine kinase activity; ATP binding; protein binding. Gene Ontology annotation, cellular component: plasma membrane. Lineage: Eukaryota; Metazoa; Chordata; Actinopteri; Cyprinodontiformes; Nothobranchiidae. The record is from RefSeq and is a predicted model, not a curated record. Gene Ontology annotation, biological process: adaptive immune response; T cell receptor signaling pathway; intracellular signal transduction.
GAGCGCCUCCCUUUCUUCAUUUCCUCAGUCCUCACUCCUCCUCCCGUCCUGCUCUCAGCGACAAGGAGACAAACGAGCCGACCCGACAGCCAGCCGGGAGAUGAAGCGCGCGAAGAUCCAUCCCCCUGCUAUGUGACAGCAUCAACUAAUAGGCAGACGUGGCGGCUGGAGCCAGAAUGAGCAGCGAGCUGCUAUUGGAGGAGACGCUCAUCAAGCGUUCCCAGCAGAAGAAACGGACAUCACCGUUAAACUACAAAGAACGGCUUUUUGUCCUCACUAAGAGCAGUCUGACGUACUACGAUGGGAGAGCUGAGAAGAAGUUCAAGAAGUACUCGAUUGAACUGAGUCGUAUUAAAUGUGUGGAAAUAGUCAAGAAUGGAGGUGAUCCGAUCCCGUGCCAGAACAAAUACCCGUUUCAGGUGGUGUACAAUAACAACAUCCUGUAUGUAUUCGCCCCAAACCAGACGAGCAGAAGUCACUGGGUUCUAAUGCUCAAAGAGGAAAUCAAAAAUAACUCAGUGCUGCCGAAGUUCCAUCCUCAGUUCUGGCAGGAGGGGGCGUGGCUCUGCUGUCGCCAGGAGGAAAAGCAGGCGCCGGGAUGCGAGGAGUACAACCUGUUUGGAGACACCACCAGGAAACCUUUACCACCCAUUCCUGACAACGAAGGAGAAUGUCGGCAUCCUCCUCCUCCCGUCCCAAGAGAUGUUGAGGAGGAAGAAGAAAAGGAGGAGGUGGUGGUGGCUAUGUACGACUUUUUUGCUGUGGAGGCUCAUGACUUGAGUCUGGUCAAAGGAGAGAAGUAUGUCAUCUUGGAGAAAUGUGACGUGAACUGGUACCGUGCUCAGAACAAGUACGGUGAGGAAGGCUACAUCCCAAGUAACUAUAUAACAGGAGAGAAAACCGGGAGCCUGAAGCAAAACGUAUGGUACAGGAAAAGUGUCAACAGGAACAACGCAGAGGAGCUGCUGAAGAAAGAGGACAAAGAAGGAGCUUUCAUCGUCAGAGACUCCAGCGUCAGCGGGAAGUACACCGUCUCCCUCUACUCCAAGACUGCCGCGGGGGAGAAAGGUUACAUCAUCAAACAUUAUCACAUAAAGGAGACGCAAGGUUCUCCCAGAAAGUUCUAUCUGUCGGAGCAGUUUCAGUUUGACUGCAUCCCCGAAGUUAUCGAGUACCACAAACACAACGCAGGAGGUCUGGUGACCAGGCUGAGAUACCCUGUUGGAAACCAAACCGAGUCAACACCGCCCACAGCCGGCUUCAGCUACGAGAUGUGGGAGAUCAGCCCGAUGGAGCUGACCUUCAUGAAGGAGCUGGGCAGCGGUCAGCACGGCGUGGUGAAGCUCGGCAAGUGGAGGGGUCAGCACAAGGUGGCCAUCAAGACCAUCAGGUGUGGAGCCAUGCGGGAGGAGGACUUCAUCGAGGAGGCCAAGAUCAUGAUGAAGCUGUCCCACCCUAAACUGGUGCAGCUGUACGGCGUCUGCAGCCAGCAGCAGCCCAUCUACAUCAUCACAGAGUUCAUGGAACAAGGCAGCCUGCUGAACUUCCUCCGGCAGCGGCGGGGAACCUUCAGCAUCCAGUCCUUGCUGAGUAUGUGCCUGGACAUCUGUGAGGGGAUGGAGUACCUUGAGGCCAAUGGCUUCAUCCACAGAGACCUGUCUGCCAGGAACUGUCUGGUGAACGACUCGCUGGUUAUAAAGGUGUCCGAUUUCGGCAUGACCAGAUACGUGCUAGACGACCAGUACACCAGCUCAUCUGGCACCAUGUUUCCUGUGAAGUGGUCGCCUCCCGAAGUCUUCGAGUACUGUAAAUACAGCAGCAAGUCGGACGUCUGGUCGUACGGUGUGGUCAUGUGGGAGGUGUUCACUGAAGGUCGGUUGCCGUUUGGACAAAGUUCGAAUCGUGAGGUUGUUGAGUUGGUGAGAGGAGGUCAACGACCCUACUGGCCUAUACUGGCUACCCGUGACCUGUAUGACAUCAUGAUGCUCUGUUGGCAUGAGAAACCCGAGGGGCGUCCCACCUUCUCCCAGCUUUGUGUGAAGCUGUUUAAUCUGUUGGAAGGUGACAGUUCCUCUGCAUCCUGAUGGAUAAAACUCACAUUAUGCUGCUCUCACUGACUGUCAUAGACUAAUGGAAGGACUGAGACCUGCAGUAACUCGAUGCAUCUGGAGCUGACGUCGCCCACUGAUCAAAUCAGCAUCGUUUGCAGGACUGAAGCUGAAUGUUUGAGGAGAAAUGACUUUUGGACUAACUCAGGAAGUCAGACUCUGCUAAUCUGACCAACAGAUUUUAAAUUACAGUAAAAAAAAUCUGAGAAAAUGUUUUUAUGAAGCUAUUUUCUUUUGUCUGAUUUGAUAUUUUUAUGGAACUGGUUGAAAAAUCUUCUCAUGCCUGGUCUGAUUUAGGCAGAACGUACAUCAGUUUUCAUCACACUCACCCUUGCUCCAGGUUCCUGACUGGGACCAGGAAACGGGACGACAUCAGUCCAGUUCUGGCCUCCCUGCACUGGCUUCCGGUUUGCUAUCGCUCACAAUUCAAAAUACUUGUCUUUGUUUAUCAUUUCUUCCAGGGUGGUGCUCCCCCCUAUCUGGCCACUCUCCUGAACAGACAUUCCCCAUCACGUGCUCUGCGCUCCUCUGACCAAGGCCUGCUCGCUGUCCCUCGGUCUAGGUGUCGUACCCGUGGGGACCGGGCUUUCUCAGUCCUAGCACCGUUACUCUGGAACCAGUUGCCUCCCUCAGUAAAGCCUGAUUUAUGCUUCUCCGUCUGUGUCAAUGCGGAGACACGCAACGCCAUUAUCCGUCCUUGCGUAGGGCUCCGGCAGGCACGCAAGUACGUACGGAGUCGAGCCCACUUUUUCAAACAUCCGUCGAACGAGACGGAUUACGCAAGCUUGUGAUUGGUCAGGACGCCGCUGUUGUUUACGGCGCCGCCAUUGCACCCUCAAAAACAUAAAGAGAGCCGAGGAUAACUAGCGGCAGACACGGAGAAGCUUGACGAAUACCUCACGAAAAAACUCUAAAAAUGUGAACGUUUAAUUCUCCCGUGAUUGGAGGAGUGAAAAGAUGUGCAGCAAGCGUUUUAUUUGUGGACGGAAAUGACAGGAAACGUGGGUUUAGAGGUGGGGAGCGCAUGAAGCGGUGGGAGAAUGAGAGACAAAUAUGUCCAUGUUAAAAGUCUCUUAUAUACACAAAAAACACAAUAUAAACACACUAUCUUGGACCGAUACAUGACAGGAUACCACAGAACAGCUCUCCGCCCUCUGCUGUCCUGCCGGGCAAUUGCUUUGCAACACUCUCCAGGAGACGGAGAAGUAUGAGAGCAAAACGCUUCCGUCAAUCCGUGCGUGUCUGUCCCUUGCGGAGCUGACGGAGAAGCAUAAACCAGGCUUCAGGCUGUCCCCUUCUCUGCCAGUCUUUAAGAAUCACCUAAAAACACACCUCCUCCGCUUGGCGUUUCCAGAACAUGUUUGAUUUUGGCCCUCUUUUAUGUUGAAUCCAUUCCACAGUUUUCAUUGGUACACUCAAUCCAUCCACUCAAUCCAAAUGUGUUUCACACAUUUGUAUUUUACCGGAAUGUUUCAUCUAUCUUGUAAUUUCCAUUUUGUACUUUGUAAUUUGUAUUUUGUAAUUUGAAUUUCUUUUAUUGUUGAUUUAUUCAAUAUAUUUACUUAACUGUACCAUGUUCAGCACUUUGGGCUUCCUGACAGGGUUGCGGAAGGCGCUUUAUAAAUAAAGCUUUGAUUGAUUGAUUGAUUGAUUGAUUGAUUGAUUGCUCGGGUAACUGAUCGUUUACUUUCUUUUGUUGUGAAAAUCUAAAAGAGAAAGAAAUUCCACAACUUUUGACCUUACAACUGCAUUUACAAUAUGAACCUGAUGAAAAAAACUAAAUCAUGAAGGAAGUUCAGGCUGAAGUGAACUUCCCCAAACCAACAACCUUCAGUCCCUUGGCUGUGUCUUGGUGGAGUCUAUCGCUGGAAAUGAGUUCAAUCAGAUUUUUAUUCCAGUAAUCAGUGCAUCCGAUGUCUUUGAGUGGAGAUGUGGGACCCCAUAGUGCUCCAACAGGAGGGUCAGGUCCUUGUUUUGGUUAAAGCCCAGACCUUAAAUAAGUGAGCUUCUAUCUGCACAGCUGGUCUUUUAAAAUAAAUGUAAAUAAUAAGUAUAGUUUUUGAUUUAAUCCUAAUAAACUACAGCUGAGAAGUUGUUGUAGAGUUUUACUUCCCUGGAGUCGGUUUUUUCCAGCAGAUAAAAGUCUGACACCAACUGUGACUUUCAUGGAAAUGCCUGACCUUGCAAAAGUGAAUGAAUGUGAACUCUUCAUGAGGACAUGGAAACAGCUGAAGAUGCACCUUUUUGGCGAAGUUCCUUCAUUAUUUAAGGAAGCCGUUCCUUCAGCUGCCUCAACACGCAGGUCCAGCCUUGGAAAACGUGGUGAGUUUUUUUUUCUCCUGAAACGUCAGUUUAAUCUACAAAAUUAUAAAAACUUUAACGUUUUCUCUAUCGUCUUUUUCAGAAAGCUCUUCAGUUUAUUGCAGCAAAUAUCUGAUUUAAAAUGUCAGCCAUCCCAGUUUUAACAUCUCAGACGAAUGUCAUGGAAAAUUGUCUUUUUUUUUUCUUGUAAAUGUGUGAAAAAUGUAAUACCGUAAAUCCUUUAAUAUUGGCCUGUAUUCCAUUACCGGCCAGGUCCUACAUUAGCUGGUCUCGCUGUCAGAGGGGGUAAAUAAAGGCCGGUCUCUAAUAGUGGCCGGCCUUUUUGGGUUAGGCUUGAACAAUGUGACUGGUAGAAAAUAGUUUCUUAAUAAAAUAAAAGUCUGUAAAUGUCAGAGGUCACUAAAGCCCACUGGAGAGUAGAUGCAAAUCUGCAGCAUGCAAGGACCUUGUUUGGGGGGGGGAUUAAUUUUAGUUGUCACCAUUUUCACAGCCUCUGAGUUCGCAGGAAUGAACGAUAGAUGCACGCAAAUUAAUAAAAUGAUGUUUUGUUCUUCUAUGCCAGCUGUUUGCUUGCUACAGCGUUGCUGUCCCAGAUGUGACGUAACCCGCCAAUUGCAGUAUUUGCAGUUUUUAAAGAGCAC